GUUUUCUGCAUUGAAGGAAAGCAAGGGUAGGGUUCAGAAAGACUGAAUGUAAAGCUCCAAGUCUGCCAUGCCCUUCGUGUGUUGCUCUGCACAUUAAUUAAGGGGUCUACGAGGUCAGCAAGGACGCCCGAGAAGACUCAGUCAUGAAAGGUGAACUGCUCCUGUUUUCCGGUGUGAUUGUCCUGCUCCAGGUGGUAUAUGGCUGCCCAGACAAGUGCCGAUGUCACUCAUCUACAAAUUUUGUAGACUGCAGCCAGCAGGGUCUGGCUGAAAUUCCUUCCCAUUUACCUCGUCAGACUCGAACACUGCAUUUACAAGAUAAUCAGAUACACCAUCUUCCUGCUUUUGCAUUUAGGUCAGUCCCAUGGCUCACGGCCUUAAAUUUGUCCAACAAUUCCCUUUCAGAUCUGGCCCCUGGAGCUUUCCAUGGGCUUCAGCACUUGCAGGUUUUAAACCUAACCCAGAAUUCACUUAUUUCCCUGGAAAGCAGACUUUUCCAUUCCCUCCCUCAGCUGAGGGAGCUUGAUUUGUCAUCAAACAACAUAAGCCACCUUCCCACAUCCCUGGGAGAGACGUGGGAGAACCUAACUAUACUUGCGGUUCAACAAAACCAGCUUCAGCAGCUUGAUCGAGCGCUCCUGGAAUCCAUGCCCAGUGUGAGGCUUUUAUUUCUCAAGGACAACCUCUGGAAAUGCAAUUGCCACUUGCUUGGCCUUAAACUCUGGUUGGAGAAAUUUAUCUAUAAAGGGGGAAUAACAGACGGUGUCAUCUGUGGAUCACCAGACACCUGGAAGGGAAAGGACCUCCUUAGGAUCCCUCAUGAGCUGUACCAGCCCUGCCCUCUUGCUGCUCCUGAUCCAGAGUCCUCGCAGCCUCAGCGGCCCGGCUCUACCCAUGGUGUGGUCCUGAGGCCUCCUGAGAACCACAACUCGGGGGAGCGAGACCUCUUGGAGUGCGAGCUCAAACCCAAGCCAAGGCCUGCCAACCUGCGUCAUGCUAUUGCCACCGUCAUCAUCACUGGGGUUGUGUGUGGGAUUGUGUGUCUCAUGAUGUUGGCAGCUGCCAUCUAUGGCUGCACCUAUGCGGCAAUCACAGCCCAGUACCAUGGGGGACCCUUGGCGCAAACCAAUGAUCCUGGGAAGGUGGAAGAAAAAGAGCGACUUGACAGCUCACCAGCCUGAGAGCUUUUGUCUCAAAUAGGAUUGGUUCAUUGCAGGCCAGAAGAUAGUGUCUGAGUAGGGCUGAUGUGUUUAUUGUUAGUCUCAUUUUGCUUUUGCCAAAAGA
This is a messenger RNA of Rhinopithecus roxellana (golden snub-nosed monkey), 1284 nucleotides long. It is a transcript of the gene LRTM1, whose product is annotated as leucine rich repeats and transmembrane domains 1. The coding region runs from base 144 to 1181 and encodes 345 amino acids. Gene Ontology annotation, cellular component: extracellular matrix. The transcript is spliced from 3 exons. NCBI's taxonomy places the organism in Eukaryota, Metazoa, Chordata, Mammalia, Primates, Cercopithecidae. The record is from RefSeq and is a predicted model, not a curated record. Gene Ontology annotation, molecular function: protein binding.